AUGACGGAAGGGGAUCCAUCCUACAUUGACUACGAGGCCUUUUUAGACCCUGACUUCUCACCGUCUGGGUUCGCCAAUACACUUGUACUCAGUACCAACAAUGCCACAGACACGCCUCUAGAUUUAUCGACGCCACUAUCACGGGUGCUUUUUGAUCUUCAGGAAAUUGACACCCACAUCCACGGCCUAACUACGAGAUCCGCCCUGCCACUACUGGCCCACACGCAAGGUCAAACUGGAGCCGCAGAACAUAUAUUGAAAGAAACGGGGACACAGAUUGCUUCAGUCACACAAGGAUAUGAGCGCUUAGAGAAAGAGGUUGUGCAAAAAUGGCAAGCGGCGGACGAAGCUCGAAUUGCCGCCGAGAAGUCAUUAGCGACGGUUCGGCUGGCACGAGCCGUGUCGCGCUGUCUCGGACUUGGUCGACAGUUGGAGAGCCAGGUUGCAGAGAUAUUGGGCCGUGGCACUGCCGGUCAGUCUUCAACUGGUCUCGAUGGGGCGACUGUAACAACAGGCAAGGAAGGGUUCCGAGCUCUAGAGCGCGCGGCAUAUACGAUUUUGAAUUUGCGACAGAUGUACUUGGCCACCUCGGAAGACGAAGAGGGAUACGGACUAGAUCGAGUCAAAGUCGCUCGCACGUUGCGCAACGAAUUUGUCAUUCCAGCCGAGAAUAUGGUCAAGUCAAGGGCCCAACAAACCAUCAAUCAAUUUUCGAUAUCUAGCCCAGGGGGCGCCUCAAAUGGUCAAUCAUCAGGGUCGAACUAUAAGCAAACCCGCGAUUCAAAGUCACGCUUGGCUACAGCGGCAGCAACUCUGUACCUCCUUUCGCCUAUUCCUCGAGAACCGGUCUCAGCAAUCGACUACAAACCUGAGCUUUUUGUUUCAACAGUCCAGGGUUACAUGCAUACGGCAAUUAUGAGUUCCGUGAAUACUCUCGCAAAAUCCCUGUCUCAGCUGCCUACAAUGGAUCGAGCACUGGGAGAUGUAUCCGCGCGUUGUCAGGACAUUGUGGCCUUCGAGACUAUUCUACGAAACCUCCGCGCACCAGCACAUCCUCUCCUCGAAUUGGCCAGCACCCAUGUCGACCAACCUGCAUCAGAUGCCGAGGCCGCUGCUGAUAAAAGUAAGGUCAAUCUCUUACAACCGGUACUUCGAAGCCUCGACACAUCCUCUUUGCCAUCGUACUACUGGCGUUCACUUGCUUCAUCUCUCUCUAGCCGGGUUCAGGAGAUAAUCAAUCGCGGCGGCGUGUCAGCUCGGACUCUACGUUCCAAUCGGGAUCGCUUGAAAGCCGAGAUCAGAGACUGUGUGCUUCGAUCUUCGCAGGCCUCCACUGCCGGAGUAAUGGCCGAUAAGAGCCGAUCAGGGACCGACCCCGUGAGCGCGGCAAACUGGGAACGCGAAGCCGCGGUAAUGGUUAGCUCGGUGGUCGGGCCGUUGAGCCGUUGA
Messenger RNA from Penicillium cosmopolitanum, 1449 nucleotides. Its product is annotated as putative Golgi transport complex component Cog5. Gene Ontology annotation, cellular component: COG complex. NCBI's taxonomy places the organism in Eukaryota, Fungi, Ascomycota, Eurotiomycetes, Eurotiales, Aspergillaceae. Gene Ontology annotation, biological process: intra-Golgi vesicle-mediated transport. The record is from RefSeq and is a predicted model, not a curated record. The transcript has a single exon. The coding region runs from base 1 to 1449 and encodes 482 amino acids.